Drosophila busckii is the source of this 2625-nucleotide messenger RNA. RefSeq lists its product as uncharacterized. Bases 28 to 2625 code for a protein of 865 amino acids. The record is from RefSeq and is a predicted model, not a curated record. The transcript has 5 exons. Lineage: Eukaryota; Metazoa; Arthropoda; Insecta; Diptera; Drosophilidae.
AUCAACGCACACUCUACGCAAACAAAAAUGUCCUCAAACACAGUGCGACAUUACAUUUUAUUAAUUUCCUGGUUUUUGUUUAUAUGCAACAGUCAAAGCGUCGCUGCUAAGCACAAUGCUUAUUGCAAAUUACCCAACUGCGGCACACACAACUUGGCCUGCCUAAGUCCAGAGACUUUCAGUGCAGCAUGUCCAGCCAACGCUGCUAUGGUGUCCUUAAGGCCAUUUAAAGCUUUGCUGCUGGAUCACUUCAAUACGUUUAGAAAUAAAGUCGCUGCUGGUUAUACGAAAACUUUAUUUCCUGCUGGUCGCAUGGCGAGAAUGGUGUGGUCCAAUGAGCUGGAGAACUUUGCUAAGAUGGACAUACGAAUUUGUCAGAUUGAGCCACGUCCUUGCAUGUCCUCGUCACAGUUUACCUUGAUUGGCAGCAUUAUUGAUGCUGUAACCAUUGGAGAGCGACCAAAUGCGCGCACCUUGCAGGAAGUUCUACAGCAGCUAAUUGAGGAGUGGAUGGAGGAGGCGCGACUUGUUACAAGAGAUUUGCUCAUGAAUUUAACACCUACUUUUAAAAGAUCCAACAUGCGACGUGCCAUGCUGCUGAUGGCUGAUCGCAAUACUCACGUUGGCUGCAGUGCCUUGCAAGCUAUCACAGGUUAUGCCACACAAUAUCACGUAUCCUGCACCUUUGCCACUGAGAAUCUGCAAAACAAGCCCAUUUACAAGGUGGCCCCAAAGCCUGGCAAGUUGUGCAGACGACGCGAUACGACUUAUAAGAAUCUCUGCGCCUUGGGUGAAGCUUAUGGCAACAAUCGACGAUAUAAGGAUGGUGACAUUUUGCCAGCGUUCGCCACCAAUUACGGCGCCUGUGUAACGCUGCUUGAGCUGCUGGGGCAUAUCAAGGCGCAGGAUAAUUACAAUUGUGUGCUGCUAAUGAAAGCUCAAAAUGAUAGCAUAGCAGAGUCAAAGCCAGAGCCAGGCUUGCUGCAAGGCCUAAUGACGUCGCUGCAGACGCCAGUGAUGCAACUGGAUGAGCGCGUGACUUACUUUCUAUAUAGGCAACAAAGCAAUCAACUAAUUACGCUGCUCUAUAUGGCAAAUGCAACGCUGGAGCAGCAGGCUGCACUGCUCAAGGCUUUGGUGGCUAAUCUGCGACUCAUGACAACCACGCGCGUUGUCUUGCUGCUGCAGCAACAAACUGCAGCUGCAGUGGAUGAGAAUUAUUUGGGCAAACUAUUUUUGCUUUGCUGGCAGUCGCGGCUGCUCAAUGUGCUGGCGCUCUAUGAGAACUUUGAGCAAACUCAAGUGUAUUACAGCUAUACAGCAUUUCCCAGCUUCAAGCUGCUCACACGCAACUAUGAGCAGCAGGCGCGCAUCUUUGUUGAUCGCCUGAACAAUCUGCAAGGCUUUGAGCUCAACAUAGUGCUGGGUGGCUCCACACCACGGCUGAUAGCCUAUUAUGAUAAGCAUGGCAGUAUUGUCUAUCGCGGCACCUUGGGACACUUUAUGGAUGCCUUUGCCCAACGCUACAAUUGCAAGUUGCGACAAAAGUUUCCAGCCAAGCCCAACGAAUUUCAGCCUUCCACGGAGCUGGUCAAGGCGGUGCGCAAUGGCAGCGCGGAUAUAUCCAUGGCCAUUACCUAUCCUACCAUACCGGUGUUUGGCUUUAGCUAUCCCUACGAGUUAAUGCACUGGUGUCUAGUGCUGCCUGUCGAGCCGGAUGUGCCACCCGCGCAAUAUUAUCUCAAAGUCUUUGAGCUCGAAACGCUGCUGCUAACGCUGGCGCUGCUGCUGCUGCUCUCAGUCAGCUUGACCUGGAGCCUGCGUAGUCAUGGCUAUGCUGUGCACUGGCAUGAGUUCCUUGUGCAUAACAAUUGCUUGCGCGGCAUUUUGGGCCAACCAUUCAAUCAAGUUUUUCGCGCUCCCAUUGUCAUACGCAUGGUCUAUGUGCAAAUUUGUUUGCUGGGCUUUCUGCUCACCGCCUGGUAUAACUCCUACUUCUCUGCCUUUGUCACCAGCGUGCCCAAAGAGUCGCUCUAUCGCAGCUUUGACGAUGUGCUGGCCUCCAAGCUGCAGGUUAUAGCCUGGCAGCCAGAGUAUAUGGAGCUGCUGGGUCGUCUGGUCGAGUAUCGCAAGUAUGCGCCCAUGUUUUUGGUCGAGCCCGACUUUGGCCGUUACAUAAGCAUGCGUGAUUCUUUUAAUACCAAAUAUGGCUACAUGAUGCCCACCACCAAGUGGGUGGUGGUCAAUGAACAGCAGAAAAUAUUCAGCAAACCGCUGUUCUUCAUGCGUGCAGACUUUUGUUUUUUUAACAACGUUCCACUCUGCUUUGUGGUGCAUGAAAAUUCCAUUUAUAUGGAGUCUCUAUAUAGCCUCAUAUUGGUGCUGGCCGAGCGUGGCCUCACCUCCCACUGGACGAAGAGCGGCUUCAGCGAACAGGUGGCGGCAGGCGAAUUGAGUUUUCAGGAUUUGAGCACACGCCGCGAAUUUCGUGCCAUGCAGCUGGAUGAUUUGAAGUAUAUAUGGUAUGGCUAUGCCGUUAUGAUAUUAUUAAGUUCCACUGUGCUGCUGUUGGAGCUGAGCACAAGCUGUUUGCAGCGGCGAUGUUGCAAGCAGCGACGCAAGUGA